UGUAAUAUAUUCUUAAUUACACUUUGAGACCUUAGAAGGCGUGGUUAUGCUUGCUUGCUCUAAUCAAUUUUAAUUUAGAUUUAUUAUUACAAUAAUUGUUGUACAUGUUAUAAUUGGUUAAAGUUUUAACUUGAAAGAGAUGGUGACAUAGAAUCAUGGGUGCAAGUACAUCUUCAUUAGAGCAAGACAUUGGUCCAGUCAAUGAGCAUUUUUAUGGUCUAGUUAAUUUUGGCAAUACCUGUUACUGCAACUCAGUGCUUCAGGCCUUAUAUUUUUGCAGACCGUUUCGUGAAAAAGUAUUGUCCUAUAAACCAUUGCACAAACGAAAGGAGAACCUGUUAACUUGUCUGGCUGAUCUAUUUAAUAAUAUUGCUACACAAAAAAGAAAAACAGGUGUUAUUGCACCAAAGAAAUUUGUUAGUAGACUUAGGAAGGAAAAUGAGUUAUUUGACAAUUACAUGCAACAAGAUGCACACGAAUUUUUAAACUACUUGCUCAACACCGUUGCUGAUCUUCUACAAAGUGACAAACAAAGAGAAAAAGAUAAAGAGCGUGAACGUCUAGAUAGUGCCAGUAGUGUGGGUAGCAAAACAAGUUCAAGCUCUGGUUAUUCCACGGCUACCUCCACUUCACAUUCAACCUAUGGAAACAAAAGUCAGCCUGAACCUACGUGGGUGCAUGAUAUAUUCGAAGGAAUUUUAACGAACGAAACGAGAUGCUUGUGCUGUGAAACUGUGAGCAGUAAGGAUGAGAAAUUUCUCGACAUAUCCGUUGACGUUGAACAAAAUACAUCUAUCACUUAUUGCCUGAAAAAUUUCUCCUGCACUGAAACUUUAUGUAGUGAACAAAAAUAUUUUUGUGAAGUUUGUGGAAGCAAACAGGAAGCUCAGAAGAGGAUGAAGGUGAAAAAGCUUCCACAAAUAUUAGCGUUGCAUUUGAAACGGUUUAAAUAUGUCGAACAACAACAACGCUUUACAAAACUUUCUCACCGAGUGACAUUUCCUCUUCAGUUAAGGUUAUUUAAUACGUCCGAUGAUGCAAUAAAUCACGAUCGAAUGUAUGAUCUAGCUGCAGUUGUUGUUCAUUGUGGAAGUGGACCCAAUCGUGGUCAUUAUAUCGCAAUUGUCAAGAGUCAUGGCUUCUGGUUGCUUUUUGAUGAUGAUAUAGUCGAAAAAAUCGAAGCUCGCUCUUUAGAGGAUUUCUUUGGAUUAACAACAGACGCACAGAAGAAUUCGGAAUGUGGAUAUAUUUUGUUUUACGAAUCAAAGAAGAUUCGAGAUAUGCACACCUUGUAACCUAACUUCCACACAUAGACAUGAUGUUUUCUGCUGAAGGCUUUUGUUUGUGGGAAUUUCUAUUUCGCAUAAGAAAUGAUCGGACAUCUAGAAAAUAUAGAUCAUAAAAUGUUGUAUAAUAAUUUGAAACAUUUUUUUAUUUUAAGAAUAUACUCAUAAUCAACAUG
This is a messenger RNA of Hydractinia symbiolongicarpus, 1462 nucleotides long. Its product is annotated as ubiquitin carboxyl-terminal hydrolase 46-like. Bases 156 to 1295 code for a protein of 379 amino acids. Gene Ontology annotation, cellular component: cytosol; nucleus. The record is from RefSeq and is a predicted model, not a curated record. Gene Ontology annotation, molecular function: cysteine-type endopeptidase activity; cysteine-type deubiquitinase activity. Lineage: Eukaryota; Metazoa; Cnidaria; Hydrozoa; Anthoathecata; Hydractiniidae. Gene Ontology annotation, biological process: protein deubiquitination. The transcript has 11 exons.